This is a messenger RNA of Closterium sp. NIES-67, 2131 nucleotides long. The record is from the annotation of a GenBank genome assembly. Lineage: Eukaryota; Viridiplantae; Streptophyta; Zygnematophyceae; Desmidiales; Closteriaceae.
GUGUCGCCAGUUGGUCAAUUGCCGCACAGGGACGUAGCUCGUGAUUCCAGCCGUCCGUUAUCGGUCAUCCCACACCUCUCACUUUCGCUCUGCAGCGCAUAUAACUGCAUAUGAUGCUGACAUAUUCCCAGUUAGUAAUGAUCCUUCCGUCUAUAACUGCACCAUCAAUGGCGCUCAAUCCCGGUUCGCACGCGGCUGUAAAUCCGCCGCGGCGUCCGUCAGCUUCCCGCUCGCACCUGCCAGUGGUGACCCUCAGUUCCGCGACCGCGACUCACGCGAGUUGCCGUAUGCGGCCUGCUCCCGUUCUUCGCUUGAUAAUCUCGUCACCGCAAUCCGUUAGCGUCAGCAUCAUACAAGGUACCCGCAAGCGGCGGCGCAAUCGCUCUUUGCUACGUACCGGCACAUGCGCCGCAUCCUCCGCCGCGUCUUCCGCCGGGUCGUCAGCCCCAGCCGGGGUUCCCUCGCUUGACGAACUCCGUCGAAGGCUGGAGCGGAUGGGGAAAGCGGAGACGGGAGAAGGAUCAGAAAGGGGAAGGAUAGAAGGAAGUGGCGCCGGAGGAGUGUGGGAGAACGUGGCGAAGGCGUCGACUCGGCUGUUCGGACAGGGGGGAGGGGGGGAGGGGGAGGGGGAGGCUGUGAGAGUGGUGCUGUACAGAGACGAUGCGGCGUGGUGCCCCUUCUGCCAGCGCGUGUGGCUGCAGCUGGAGGAGAAGCGGAUUUCGUACAGGGUGGAAAAGAUCAACCUCAAGUGCUAUGGGCCGAAGCCUGACUGGUUCUUGCAGCUUGUGCCCAAUGCCAUGCUGCCAGCUGUACAGUUGGACGGCCGUGUGAUCACAGAGUCCGUGACUAUAAUGAAGGAGAUCGAAGCCGCCUUCCCCGACCACUUGCCGCUGCUCCCCCCUCCGUCCGAUGCGCAUGCCACAGCAACGGCGGAGCAGCUGAUGGGGCUGGAGAGGCGGCUCACGCGGGCUUGGCUGCUAUGGACCAAGGGGAGAGAUGCGAUCCGGUGGCUGGGUGGUGGCAGUCGGAACAGCAGCAGCAGCAGCAAAAGCGGUGACAGCAGCAGAAGCAGCAACGGUGGCGAUGGUGCAAGCAGCGGGGAGGAGAGUGAGGGGCGGAGGGAGAGCAGCGGGGAGGAGAGUGAGGGGCGGAGGGAGUUUGAGGCGGCGAUUGACGCGGUGGAAGAGGCUCUGGUGAAGAGUGGAGGGCCUUACUUCCUUGGGAAAGAGAUGCGUCUGUCAUUCUCUCUCGUGGACAUUAUCCAUGCCCCUCUCCUCGAGCGAUUCGCUGCCAGUGCACCUUACUGGAAAGGCCUUGUAGUGAGGACAAACCCCCGCUGGCCCGCUCUCUCCCGCUGGUACGACGCUAUGCACUCCCGGCCCGCGUACCUCCCUCUCAAGUCCGACGAUUUCUCCAUCACCCACUCCCUCGUGCCUCAAAUCGGCCCCGUGAUCGCCAGUGGCGAUCCAACGGCUGUGGCGCACCGUGCUUAUAUUGAUGGGAGGGAUGGGACGGGCGCGUGGGAUUUGCCGCUGAGGGAGGAGGAGACGGCAUGGGGGAGGGAUGAUGGGACGGGAGGGGAGGGGCGGAGGGCGCAGAGGGAGGUGGUGCGGGCUCUUGUGGGGAACCAUGAGAGACUGGUGACGUUCUGCCUGCGGUCUUUGAGGGAUCCUGCCACUGCUUCAACAGCUGGUGGUGUUGCUGCUGCUGGCAAUGUUGCUGAUGCUGGCGCCUCUGAUGCUGCUGCUCCUUCAAGCAGGCUGACUCAGGCACACCAGCGGCUCAUCCAGGAGGAGCAUCUGGCCCCAGCUGUCAGUGAGGCGUUGCGCCACGUGGCACAUGCUCUGAUGGUCGGCACAGAAUCAGCAGGGCCAUUCCCUGCUGCAUCACACUCGCUUGCGGUGCUGGUCGGUGAGAGUGAGGGCGAUGAUGAGAGAGAAGGGAAGGAGCGGUUGGCUGUUGCCCUUGCGUAUUUGAGGGAUAGGGUGGGAGUGCCCAGGGAUUUGAGUUAUCCAGCUGCAAGGCAAUUGAGAGCUCACUUGCAGUGGGUCAUUCGAUCCUUGGAUUCCCAGCUGUAGAAAUGGUGAUGGUGUGAAUAUGGUUUUUUUCUCCAGAUGUACCACUCACUGUU